AUGUCCCCCAGCCCCGAGGAGAAGAGCUAUGCUGUUGGAAUAGACCUUGGAACUACCUACAGCUGCGUUGGAGUCUACAAAGAUGGAGAAGUUCAAAUUAUCGCCAACGACCAAGGCAAUCGAACAACCCUAUCGUAUGUUGCUUGGACUGAGCAGGAGAGACUGCUCGGGGAUGCAGCGAAAAAUCAGGUAGCAAGCAAUCCAACCAACACAGUCUUCGAUGCUAAGAGGCUCAUAGGGCGACGCUUUGAUGACCCCAUCGUUCAGGCGGACUUGAAGCUCUGGCCGUUCAAGGUGGUUUCGGACGGCAGCAAAGAUGAUAAACCUCUCAUUGAAGUCUUCUACCAGGGGGUGGAGAAACGGUUUCAUCCAGAGGAGAUCUCCUCUAUGAUCCUUACGAAAAUGAAACAGACCGGUGAAGCUUAUCUUGGCCAUCGAGUGCGGGAAGCUGUGAUCACGGUGCCCGCUUACUUCAACGAUGCCCAGCGGCAAGCAACAAAAGAUGCUGGAGAGAUUGCCGGUCUUCGAGUUCUGCGGAUUGUGAAUGAACCAACUGCUGCAGCCAUUGCUUAUGGCCUUGACAAGUCUGACAAGUCAGGUGUUGCAGAGAAGGAGACACACAUUUUGGUGUUUGACAUGGGAGGUGGAACUUUUGAUGUCUCGGUUCUGGCGAUUCAAGAUUCAGUCUUUGAGGUGAAAGCCACUGCAGGCGAUCCGCACCUGGGAGGUGAAGAUUUCGACAAUCGGAUCCUCAGCCAUUGCAUCGCGGACUUUCGCAGGAAGCACCAGUCAGACCCAACCCGGAACCAGCGGGCUUUGCGACGCUUGAGAACUCAGUGCGAACGAGCCAAGCGAUUGCUAUCGACACAAACUUCUGUUACCAUUGAAGUGGAUUCCUUACAUGAAGGAAAUGACUUCAGCAUUCGUUUGUCAAGGGCCAAAUUUGAAGAGCUUUGCAUUGACUAUUUCAAGAAAGCCAUGGAACCAGUUGAGCAAUGCCUGAAGGACAGCAAUUUGCCGCAGAAGGCGAUCACUGACAUUGUGAUGGUAGGAGGUUCAACUCGAAUUCCAAAGGUCCAAGAACUCAUCAAAGCCUUCUUCAAUGGAAAGGAGCUGUGCAAAUCGAUCAAUCCAGAUGAAGCUGUAGCAUAUGGAGCAGCUGUGCAAGCGGCCAUCGUUUCCGGCCAAGGAAGUGAGGAUGUGCAGAACAUGUUGCUGCUGGAUGUUGCUCCAUUGUCGCUUGGGAUCGAGACAGCUGGUGGCAUGAUGCAAGUCCUGAUUGAGCGAAACUCCACAGUGCCGACCAGCAAGAGCCAAGAUUUCACCACUUUUGAGGACUAUCAGGAUCAUGUGGACAUCUCAGUCUAUGAAGGCGAGCGUGCCAUGGUCAAGGACAACAACUUCUUGGGCAAAUUUACCUUGAAAGACAUCCCCAAGUCCCUUCGAGGAGUCCCGAAAAUUCAAGUCACCUUUACAAUCGACACCAAUGGCAUUCUGCAAGUUCGAGCUGAAGACGCCAAAUCUCAAAAGAGAAGUGAGAUUCAGAUUGCCAACGAGAAGGGCCGUUUGACUCAAAACGAUAUUCAGAAGAUGCUGCAAGAAGCCGAGAAAUACAAAGGCGAAGACGAAAUCAGCAAAGGUGAUAUGCUCGCCAAAGAGGAGCUCAAGGUGUACAUGCAAAGAUUUGAGAAGGGCAUCCAGGACUUGGAUGACACGAAGCUGCAGAGAGAAGAUCGUGAGCGGCUCGAAGGCAAGCUUGCAGAUGCCUACAAGUGGCUGGAGAACGAUGGCCUCAAGGCUGGAAAGCCCGAAUUUGACGGGAAGCAGAAAGAGCUCCAGGCAGUCAUGAACACCGUGAUGUUGAAAAUUAACCGUUCACAGACCGAAUUCUGGGAUCAGCAAGUCGUCCACCAUGAAGGUGAGAAGACCAUCGACAAGGGUGGCUUCAUCCUGCACUGUGGAGUUGACAUCCGUGAUUUGAUCGAAGAUCCUCAGUGA
Cladocopium goreaui is the source of this 1998-nucleotide messenger RNA. The record is from the annotation of a GenBank genome assembly. NCBI's taxonomy places the organism in Eukaryota, Dinophyceae, Suessiales, Symbiodiniaceae.